AGGUAAUGGAUAGUGGGAAUGAAAGUAGCAUUAUCCAACCGCCAAACUUAAAAACCGCAGCAGAAGGAGAUGUUAAAGAGUAUAUUGUGCAAGUGGUGACUUCUCAUUUCGGAUUAUCACCACGCGACCAAACAACUCUCGAUGUGGAACUUACUGCUGCAACGACUUUUAUCACCGAUUUCAUCAAUGAAGCCGAUAAAAAUGUAAUUGUGGUAGAUCGAGUUGUUGCCCGUGAGCAAGGAGAUCAGCCAGCCGGAGCUGAGAGUGGAGGAGAAGAAUCUGCUCCAGCUACCUUCCAAGUUCACGACGGUCUCUUCAUGACGGAUCGUGGUCAAGCGAUGAUGUUUGUGAAGCAAAGCAAUGUUAUUGAAGCUGAAAAGAAAAUUGCAACCCAAGUUUCGGCGUUCCCGUUGAAUGGAGGAAGUGCAUGGGAGCAACUUCAUUUCUUGAUGAGUCGUCUUCUCAACCCAUAUUGCAAGUCAUUCAUCGGACAAAGUGGAAGAGGCGAACGAGAUGGUGAUAAGCUUGCACCGACGGUUCAGAAGUGCUUCACUGAAGCUGAAGCCGCCUUGUUACAUCUUCAGCAAAAUAUCGAUAUUCCGGAGAUCAACUUGGUUGUCAAUCAGCAUAUUUUGGAUGCUAUCGAGCAGGCUGGAAAGGAAAACCGUCGUGCUAAGAUCGAAGAUCUCGGAGAUCUCGUGGAAGAUGCAAACUUCUUGAAUGCCCUUCAAUCUGGCUGCAAUCGCUGGGUAAAGGAAAUUCGGAAGGUUACUCAACUGGAACGUGAUCCUAGCAGUGGAACUUCCCUCCAGGAAAUGACUUUCUGGCUGAACUUGGAACGUGCUCUUCUAAAAAUUUCACAAAAGCGAGACGGAGAAGAGGUCACUUUGACACUUGAGGCCCUAAAGUGCGGAAAGCGUUUUCACGCAACCGUUGGAUUCGACAGUGACAAUGGUUUGAAGCAGAAAUUGGCGGUUGUUCAGGAUUACAAUACGUUGAUGAAAGAAUUCCCGCUGAGCGAGCUGGUCUCUGCCACAGAUGUCCCCAAAUUGAUGCACGCUGUCGUUGGAAUUUUCCUUCAUCUUCGAAAAUUGCGAUCCACCAAAUAUCCACUACAACGUGCUCUUCGUCUGGUUGAAGCGAUUUCUCGUGAUCUCAACUCUCAGUUGCUUAAAGUGCUCUCAUCAUACAAUUUGAUGCGUACUCCAAUCGCAGAAUUCAAUGAAAUCAUGUCACAGUGCCAAGCUUUGUUCAGCAAAUGGGACGAUGAGUACGAUAAAUUCAUUGCUUUGCUUCGUGAUAUAAACAAGAAGAAGCGUGAUGAUCCAUCAAAGUUGUCCUGGAAAGUCACAGCAGUGCACAAGCGACUCGAAACUCGACUUAUGCAAAUUUUGCAGUUCAGAAAGCAACACGAGCAAUUCCGUACUGUUAUCGAGCGAGUUCUUCGUCCCGUCGGAAAUGGAUCUAGGGAAAGAGAGCAGUUGAUGAUUGAUUCCUCGGAAGGAGAGAAGUCACCAGAUGAGCAGGUGGACAUUGCAUACGAAUUUCUGAAGAACGUUGAUUUCCUUGAUGUCGACAGUCCUGCAUGGGAGAAUGCUUUCAAGCGCUAUGAAGACCAGAUUGGAGUAGUUGAGACAGCAAUUACUACUAGACUGAAGAGCCAACUGGAGUCAUCCAGAAAUUCAAACGAAAUGUUCUCCAUUUUCAGUCGCUACAAUGCUCUCUUCAUCCGCCCUCGUAUUCGUGGAGCCAUCUACGAGUACCAGACUCGACUGAUUAAUCGUGUCAAAGAGGAUAUCAAUGAACUUCAAGCAAGAUUCACGAAGGCACGUGGUGAGCAAGGAGUGAAAAUCAUGCAAACUGUUGGUCUUCCUCCGUUCUCUGCGAAAAUUAUGUGGAUCCGUAAUUAUGAAAGGCAACUUCAAAGGUAUAUGAAGCGCGUUGAAGAUGUUCUUGGAAAGCAAUGGGAAAAUCACGUUGAUGGAAGACAGUUAAAAGCAGACGGAGACAAUUUCAAAGUGAAGCUGAAUACUCAACCGAUGUUUGACGAAUGGGUUGAGUCCGUUCAAUCACAAAAUUGGACGCUGCCCAACAAGAUAUUGACAGUCGAUAGAGUCCAGGUGGACGGCAGAAUGCAACUUCAACUCAAAAUCAACUAUCAUAGUGAUAGUUCAGUUCUGUACAAGGAAGUAUCCCAUCUGAAAUCAAUGGGAUUCCGUGUUCCUCUAAAGAUAGUCAACUGGGCUCAUCAAGCCAAUCAGAUGCGUCCAUCAGCUACUUCCCUUAUUGAAGCUGCACGUACAUUUGCUUCUGUGAAUGCUGCGCUGGCAUCCGUACAAGGAGUUGACUCAUUGCUUGCAAGUUACAAAAAGGAUAUUCAAAAUCAGUUGAUUGAAGGAGCAACUCUCGGAUGGGACUCUUACAAGGUUGAUCAGUAUCAACUGAAGUUGGCUGAAACUGUGAAUACGUAUCAAGAGAGAUGUGAAGAGCUGCUCAACGUUGUUCGAAUUGUCAACGCCGAUUUGAAUGUUCUCAAGUCAUGCCGUUACGAUAAGGAAACCAUCGAAAACUUGUUAACUUCGAUCCAAAAAGGAGUUGAUCAACUUUCUCUGGGAAAUUAUUCGAAUCUGGCUCAAUGGGUUAACACUCUCGACCGUCAAAUUGAAACUAUUCUCGCUCGCCGUGUGGAAGAUGCAAUCCGUGUUUGGACUUUGGUUUUCUCUCAAUCAGAAGAAGUCGAAGAGCUGCGUGAACGUCAAGUGGUCCUUCCAACUGUCAAGAACGUUGUCGUCGAUUUGUGUAUGACUGCACAAACCUUGUACAUUAGUCCAAGCACUCGUGAAACUCGUGAGAAGAUUCUUGAACAAUUGUACGAAUGGCACAGUGUCUGUACUGCACAAAUGAGAAUCAGUGGAAAGAGAUUCCAGAUGGUUAUGAAUGAAGAAAUUGAACCGGAAACAUAUCACAAUAUCCUCAAUGUGAUGCCUGAAGGGCAAGCUUGUCUUGAAAAAGCAUAUGAUUGUGUCAAUGGAAUCAUGUCUGAUCUUGAAGAAUAUCUUAGUGAAUGGCUCAGUUAUCAAUCUCUCUGGGUACUUCAAGCUGAGCAACUAUUUGAAAUGUUGGGAACAUCGCUUUCAAAAUGGAUGAAGACUUUGAUGGAAAUUCGCAAAGGACGUCUUGUUUUCGAUACUCAAGAUACUCGCAAAGUGAUUUUCCCCGUCUCUGUAGAAUACGGAAAAGCACAACAGAAAAUCCUCUUCAAGUACGAUUACUGGCAUAAGGAAAUGCUUGUCAAGUUCGGAGCAGUCGUUGGCGAUGAGAUGCAGAAGUUUUUCAAUUCUGUGUCCAAAUGGAGAAAUGUCUUGGAAACACAAUCAGUGGAUGGUGGAUCAACUUCUGAUACUAUUGGCCUCAUUUCGUUCGUUCAGUCAUUGAAGAAACAAACCAAAUCUGGACAAGAUGCUGUGGAUUUGUACCGAUCCUCCCAACGUCUUCUAAAUCAACAACGUUAUCAGUUUCCUGCCCAAUGGCUUUAUUCAGAGAAUGUUGAAGGAGAAUGGUCUGCAUUCACUGAAAUUCUCAGUCUUCGAGAUGCCUCGAUCCAGACACAAAUGAUGAAUCUGCAAACCAAGUUCGCGCAAGAAGAUGAGCUUGUCGAGAAACGAACCGUUGAAACACUGACUGAAUGGAACAAGAGCAAGCCCGUUGAGGGAGCACAGCGACCACAAGAGGCCUUGAAUGUCAUCACUGCAUUCGAAGCGAAGUUGAACAAAUUGACCGAAGAGCGGAACAAAAUGAGAAAAGCAAGAGUGGCUUUGGAUCUUUCUGAUAGCGCUCAUGCUCCUUCAGAAGGUGAUAAGCUUACUGUAGCUACUGAAGAAUUGGCAGCUAUGAAAGAUGUGUGGAAGGCGUUGCAGCCAGUAUACACUGGAAUAGACGAAGCAAAAGAGAAGACGUGGCUCUCUGUUCAACCUCGCAAGAUUCGUCAGUCGCUUGAUGAGUUAAUGAACCAAUUGAAGCAGCUUCCGGUGAAAUGCAGAACUUACAAGAGUUAUGAACAUGUCAAGCAGAUGCUUCAUACAUACGGAAAGAUGAAUAUGUUGGUUGCGGAGCUGAAGUCAGAAGCACUGAAAGAGCGCCAUUGGCACCAAAUGAUGAAAGAAAUGCGAGUAAAUUGGAAUCUUUCCGACCUCACUCUCGGACAAGUUUGGGAUGCUGACAUCCUGCGACAUGAACAUACGAUCAAAAAGAUUCUUCUCGUUGCUCAAGGAGAAAUGGCUUUGGAAGAAUUCUUGAGGGAGAUGCGUGAAUACUGGCAAAACUAUGAAGUUGAAUUGGUGAACUAUCAAAAUAAGACACGUUUGAUCAAAGGAUGGGAUGAUCUAUUCAAUAAGCUCAAGGAACAUCAGAACUCCCUGUCUGCUAUGAAACUCUCUCCAUAUUACAAACAAUUCGAGGAAAGUGCUCAAUCUUGGGAUGAGAAGCUGAACAAAAUAAAUGCAAUGUUCGAUGUGUGGAUUGAUGUUCAACGUAGAUGGGUGUAUCUCGAAGGAUUGUUCUCUGGAUCCGCGGAAAUUUCCACUUUGCUUCCAUUUGAGAGUUCCCGUUUUGCAACCAUUACCACGGAUGUGCUCGCUUUGAUGAAGAAAGUUGCCGCAUCUCCACGAAUUCUGGAUGUUGUGAACAUGCAAGGAGCUCAGCGGCUUCUCGAAAGACUCGCUGAUAUGCUGGCUAAAAUUCAGAAAGCAUUGGGAGAGUAUUUGGAGAGAGAACGUUCUUCAUUCCCUCGUUUUUACUUUGUUGGAGAUGAGGAUUUGCUCGAAAUCAUGGGUAACAGCAAGGAUAUCACGAGAAUUCAGAAGCAUUUGAAGAAGAUGUUUGCCGGAAUUACUGCAAUUGAUAUUAACGAAGAGGACAGAUCGAUCACAGCUUUCCAUUCGAGAGAAGGUGAGAAGGUCGACCUGGUGAAGAUCGUUUCAACAAAAGAUGUUCGCAUUAACGAUUGGCUGCAAGCGCUUGAAGCAGAGAUGAAGCACACAUUGGCUCGUCAGCUCGCUGCCUCGUUGACUCACUUCUCAAAAAUGAACAUUCAAACGAUGACCACCGACGACUACGUGGAAUGGUUGGACAAGUUCCCAGCUCAAGUGAUCACGUUGACUGCUGAAAUUUGGUGGUGCGAUGAAAUGGAGAAGACACUGGCUGAUGGGAAGGGAGCCGAAAACGUCGAGCAAGCAGUUGUCAAGACACUUGAAUUGCUGGCUGAUAGUGUUCUCAAGGAACAACCUCCAAUUCGAAGAAAGAAAAUGGAAGCAUUGAUCACAGAACUUGUUCACAAGCGUGACACCUGCCGUAAACUAGUGUCAAUGAAGAUUCGAGCUGCCAACGAUUUCGGAUGGCUCCAGUGCAUGCGUUUCUACUUUGAUCCGAAACAAGUUGAUCCUGUUCGUUGCUGUGUAGUGAAGAUGGCGAAUUCGCAGUUCUUCUAUGGAUUCGAGUAUCUUGGAAUUCAAGAACGUCUUGUUCGCACCCCACUCACCGAUCGAUGCUAUUUAACAAUGACUCAAGCAUUGCAUUCUCGUCUCGGAGGAUCUCCAUUCGGACCUGCUGGAACCGGUAAAACUGAAUCUGUGAAAGCCCUUGGACAUCAACUUGGUCGUUUUGUUUUGGUAUUCAAUUGUGACGAAACUUUCGAUUUCCAAGCCAUGGGGCGUAUUUUGGUCGGAUUGUGCCAAGUUGGUGCAUGGGGUUGCUUCGAUGAGUUCAAUCGUUUGGAAGAACGUAUGCUGUCGGCUGUCUCACAACAAAUUCAAACAAUCCAAGAAGCCGUACGUGCUGGUGGUGAUAUGAGUGUGGAUCUUGUUGGAAAACGUCUCAAUGUCAAUUCAAAUAUUGGAAUCUUCAUCACAAUGAAUCCAGGAUAUUCAGGACGUUCCAACUUACCAGAUAAUUUGAAGCAACUCUUCAGAAGUUUGGCAAUGACACAACCAGAUCGACAGCUUAUUGCUCAAGUGAUGCUCUUCUCUCAAGGAUUCCGAACUGCAGAGACUCUGGCAAACAAGAUUGUUCCGUUGUUCAUUCUUUGCAAGGAACAACUUUCGGAUCAAUGUCACUACGACUUCGGUCUUCGUGCUCUCAAGUAUGUGCUUGUAUCUGCUGGUAACAUUAAGCGUGACAAGUUGGAUAAAAUGGGCUCAGCAGCUUUGGAAGAUGUUGCCGAGCAACAAAUGCUCAUUCAAUCAGUCUGUGAAACUCUCGUGCCAAAACUUGUAAAUGAAGAUAUUGCCUUGUUGUUCUCUCUUCUUUCGGAUGUGUUCCCAGGAAUUCAUUAUACUGCAAACCAGAUGAGAGAACUUCGCCAACAACUCUCUACUGUUUGUGAUGAGCACUUAUUGAUCUAUUCUGAUGUUCAAGGAGAAAUGGGAUCCAUGUGGCUUGACAAAGUUCUUCAACUCUACCAAAUCACGAAUCUCAAUCAUGGCCUCAUGUUGGUUGGAUCCAGUGGUUCCGGAAAAACUAUGGCAUGGAAGGUUCUUCUCAAGGCGCUUGAAAGAUGGGAGAACGUUGAAGGAGUUGCUCAUGUGAUUGAUGCGAAGGCGAUGAGCAAAGAUUCGUUGUACGGAGUUAUGGAUCCAAAUACUCGUGAAUGGACCGACGGAUUAUUCACGUCAGUUAUUCGUAAGAUCAUCGAUAAUGUUCGUGGAGAAGCUGAUCGUCGUCAAUGGAUUAUCUUUGAUGGAGAUGUGGAUCCUGAAUGGGUUGAGAAUUUGAACUCCGUCUUGGAUGACAACAAGCUGUUGACAUUGCCGAACGGAGAGCGUCUUUCGAUUCCUCCAAAUGUCAGAAUUAUCUUCGAAGUUGCUGACUUGAAAUAUGCUACACUUGCCACAGUGUCUCGUUGCGGAAUGGUUUGGUUCAGUGAAGAAGUUGUCACCUCGGAAAUGCUAUUCGAAAGAUAUCUUUCAAUUAUUCGUCGUGUUCCACUCGAUUCCGAUUCUGCUAUCAGUUUUUCGUCGUCAAGCGCUCCAGUCAAUCUGAUUGGUGAAGAUGCGAAACCAACACGUUCAAUCGAAAUCCAAAGAACUGCUGCUCUUGCUCUCCAAACACACUUCUCACCCGAUGGAAUUGUUCCUGGAUCUUUGAAAUAUGCAGUUUCUGAACUCGAACAUAUCAUGCCUCCGACACCACAACGUCUUCUCUCAUCCUUCUUCUCCAUGAUGUCAUAUUCGAUCAGAAAAAUCGUGUCUCAUGACGAAGGAUUAAUUGAUGACUCUGUGGAGAUUGAUCAAAUUCAAAGUUUUGUUCUUCGAUCAAUGCUCACCAACUUGGUAUGGGCGUUCAGUGGUGAUGGAAAGUGGAAGUCAAGAGAAAUGAUGAGCGAUUUCAUUCGACAAGCAACUACUAUAUCUUUGCCUCCAAAUCAGCAGGCUUGUCUCAUUGAUUACGAAGUUCAACUCAGCGGAGACUGGCAACCAUGGCUGUCGAAGGUUCCAACUAUGGAAAUUGAAUCUCAUCGUGUAGCAGCUGCAGAUCUCGUUGUUCCAACUAUUGAUACUGUCCGUCACGAAAUGCUUCUCGCCGCAUGGCUGGCUGAACACAAACCAUUGGUUCUGUGUGGUCCUCCGGGAUCUGGUAAAACUAUGACUCUUCUCGCUGCACUUCGAUCACAACAAGAGAUGGAAGUGGUCAAUGUCAAUUUCUCAUCAUCGACAACUCCAGAACUACUUCUUCGCACUUUCGAUCAUUAUUGUGAAUACAGAAGAACACCAAAUGGAGUUGUACUUGCUCCAGUUCAACUGUCACAGUGGCUUGUUAUUUUCUGUGAUGAGAUCAACUUGCCAGCUCCAGAUAAAUAUGGAACUCAGAGAGUUAUCAGUUUCCUUCGCCAAUUGGUCGAGUUGAAUGGAUUCUACCGUACAUCGGAUCACAGUUGGGUGUCCCUCGAACGAAUUCAAUUUGUCGGAGCUUGUAAUCCACCUACUGAUCCUGGUCGUCAUCCAAUGACUUCUCGUUUCCUGAGACACGUUCCAAUUGUUUAUGUCGAUUAUCCUGGACAAACUUCGUUGCAACAAAUCUACGGAACAUUCAAUCGUGCAAUGUUGAAGAUGACACCAGCUGUGCGAGGAUUGGCAGAUCAGUUGACUAAUGCGAUGGUUGAUGUAUAUCUUGCCAGUCAAGAACAUUUCACUCAAGACGAUCAACCACAUUAUGUAUAUUCUCCAAGAGAAUUGACUCGAUGGGUUCGUGGUAUUUCUGAAGCAAUUACACCAUUGGAAUCGUUGUCUGCUGAACAGUUGGUUCGAUUAUGGGCUCAUGAAGCUAUUCGUCUAUUCCAAGAUAGAUUAGUAACUGAAGAAGAACGUGAAUGGACUGAUAAGUUGGUCGAUACUACAGCCGAGAGAUACUUUGGAAACGCUUGUCGUCUGGACGAGGCUCUCAAGAGACCAUUGCUCUAUUCAUGUUGGUUAUCCCGUAACUACGUUCCAGUUACUCGCGAGGAACUCCAAGACUACGUGUCAGCAAGACUCAAAGGAUUCUACGAAGAGGAGCUCGAUGUCAAAUUGGUUCUUUUCGAUCAAAUGUUGGAUCAUGUUCUCCGUAUCGACAGAAUUUAUCGUCAAUCUCAAGGUCACUUGCUUCUCAUCGGAACUGCUGGAGCUGGAAAAACGACACUUUCAAGAUUCGUCGCUUGGCUCAAUGGAUUGAGUGUAUUCCAAUUGAAGGUUCACUCCAAAUAUACUGCUGCUGAUUUUGAUGAAGAUAUGAGAACAGUUUUGAGAAGAGCCGGUUGUCGUAAUGAGAAGCUUUGUUUCAUUAUGGAUGAAUCAAAUAUGUUGGAUACUGGAUUCCUCGAAAGAUUGAAUACAUUGCUGGCUAACGGAGAAGUUCCAGGAUUGUUUGAAGGAGAUGAACAUACCACACUCAUGACUCAAAUCAAGGAAGGAGCUCAACGACAAGGACUGAUUCUUGACAGUCACGAUGAAUUGUACAAAUGGUUCACUCAACAAGUUAUGCGAAAUCUUCACGUUGUAUUCACCAUGAAUCCAUCUGGAAGUGGACUUCGUGAGCGUGCUUCAACAUCGCCGGCCUUGUUCAACAGAUGUGUUCUCAAUUGGUUUGGAGAUUGGAGUGAGAAUGCUCUUUAUCAAGUUGGAUCGGAGCUCACCAGAACAAUGGAUCUCGAUAGAACCGAUUAUGAAGGAUCAGUUCGUUUGACACCAUCUUGUGAGUUGGUUCCUUCACAGCCCACAUAUCGUGAUGCAGUGGUCAACACAUUAUGCCUUGUGCACAAGACAGUACAGAAGUUCAAUGAGAUGGAGACGAAGAAGGGACAUCGCGUGAUGGCAUGCACUCCACGGCACUUCCUCGACUUUAUCAAGCAAUUCAUGUCACUGUUCCACGAGAAACGAUCUGAUCUUGAAGAGGAAAAGAUUCACUUGAACAUCGGUUUGAACAAGAUCAGUGAAACUGAAGAGCAAGUGAAAGAGCUACAGAAGAGUCUGAAAUUGAAGAGUAAUGAACUCCAGGAGAAGAAGGAAGCAGCCAACUUGAAGUUGAAGGAGAUGUUGGGUGAUCAACAGAAGGCUGAAGAAGAGAAGAAGUUCUCGGAGCAAUUGCAGAAGGAGCUCGCAGAGCAGCUGAAGCAAAUGGCCGAGAAGAAGACAUUCGUGGAGAAUGAUUUGGCACAAGUCGAGCCUGCUGUAGCGGAGGCUCAGACAGCCGUGCAAGGAAUUAAGAAGAGCCAGUUGGUUGAAGUUAAAUCUAUGUCGAGUCCACCAGUAACUGUGAAGCUGACUUUGGAAGCAAUCUGUAUUCUGCUUGGAGAAAAUGUUGGAACCGAUUGGAAGGCGAUUCGUCAAGUUAUGAUGAAAGACGAUUUCAUGACAAGGAUCCUUCAAUUUGAUACAGAAUUAUUGACACCUGAAAUUCUGAAACAGAUGGAGAAAUACAUUCAAAAUCCGGAUUGGGAAUUCGAUAAGGUCAAUCGUGCGUCUGUUGCUUGCGGUCCUAUGGUGAAAUGGGCACGUGCUCAGUUGCUCUACUCGACAAUGCUUCAUAAAGUUGAACCUUUGAGAAAUGAACUGAAGAGAUUGGAACAGGAAGCUGCAAAGAAGACCCAGGAAGGAAAGGUUGUAGAUGUGAGAAUAACUGAAUUGGAAGAAUCCAUCGGAAAAUACAAAGAAGAAUAUGCUCAACUCAUCGGUCAAGCUGAAAACAUCAAACAAGAUUUGCUUUCUGUUCAAGAAAAAGUCAAUCGUUCAACAGAGCUUCUAUCGUCUCUCAGAUCAGAACGUGAUCGUUGGUCAAGUGGAAGCGCUGGUUUCUCUCAACAAAUGGAUUCUUUGGUUGGAGAUGCACUUCUUUCUUCUGCAUUCCUUGCUUAUGCUGGAUACUAUGAUCAGAUGCUUCGUGAUGAAAUCUUCCAUAAAUGGUUCAAUCAUGUCGUUAAUGCCGGACUUCACUUCCGUCACGAUUUGGCUCGAAUUGAAUACCUCUCAACUGUUGAUGAUCGUCUGCAAUGGCAGCUCAAUUCUCUUCCAGUUGAUGAUCUUUGCACUGAAAAUGCUAUCAUGCUGCACCGUUUCAAUCGUUAUCCGCUUAUCAUCGAUCCAUCUGGACAAGCCGUUGAAUACAUUAUGAAGCAGUUUGCUGGAAAGAAUAUUCAGAAAACAUCGUUCCUCGACGAGUCAUUCCGCAAGAACUUGGAAUCGGCUCUUCGUUUCGGAAAUUCGCUGCUCGUUCAAGAUGUUGAAGCAUAUGAUCCAAUUCUCAAUCCAGUGCUUAAUCGUGAAGUCAAGAGAGCUGGUGGACGUGUGCUUAUCACAAUCGGAGAUCAAGAUAUCGAUUUGUCACCUUCAUUCCAGAUCUUUAUGAUCACUCGUGAUUCAACUGUUGAAUUCUCUCCAGAUAUUUGCUCACGUGUCACAUUCGUCAAUUUCACUGUUACAUCAUCAUCCCUGGCCAGUCAAUGUCUGAAUCAAGUGCUUCGAAGUGAAAGACCAGAUGUGGACAAGAAGAGAAACGAUCUUCUGAAACUUCAAGGAGAAUUUGCAGUUCGUCUUCGCCAUCUCGAAAAAGCCCUAUUGGCUGCUUUGAAUGAAAGCAAAGGAAAGAUUCUUGAUGAUAAUUCGGUUAUUGAAACUCUCGAAAAACUGAAGAAUGAGGCCGCAGAAGUUGCUCAAAAGUCAGCUGAGACUGACAAAGUUAUGGCAGAAGUUGAUGCUGUGUCCGCUCAAUACCAACGACUCUCAACAGCUUGUUCUCACAUUUAUCACACUCUACAACAGCUCAAUGAGAUUCACUUCUUGUACCAUUACUCGUUGGACUUCCUCGUGGAGAUCUUUACACAUGUUCUCAAGACUCCAGAGCUAUCCUCUACGACUGACUAUGCGAAGAGACUGAGAAUCAUCACAACUAGUUUGUUCCAAACUGUAUUCCGUCGAGUUUCGCGUGGAAUGUUGCACACCGACAAAGUCCUUCUGGCUCUUCUUCUCAUGAGAAUUCAUAUCCGCUCCAAUCCAUCUGCUCCUGCAUAUGAGCAACAUUUCGAUCUUCUUUUGGGAAGAUCAGACUUUGUCGCCAAGAAUGACGAAGCUGACAGUACAAUUCCAGGAGGACUUGACUUCCUUACCGUUGAGAACAAGAAGUCAAUUGCCAAGGCACGAAAAGUUGUCGGAUUCGAAAACGUAUUCGCCCAUCUUCAACACAAUUCCGCAGCUGUGACUUCCUGGUUAACCAACGAUAAUCCCGAAUCAAAUGUUCCAGUUGUUUGGGAUGAUGCUGAUGGAAAACUCUCGCCUCUGUGCAUUGCAAUGAAUUCAUUGAUCGUUGUUCAUGCUCUUCGUCCGGAUAGACUGAUGGCUUCAGCUCAUCGCGUUGUUUCGACCGCUUUCGAUGAUCACUUUAUGCAGCAAGACAAGGUGGUUGACAUUCUGUCAAUUGUGGAUAAUGAGGUUUCUCCGUCCGAACCAGUUCUUCUGUGCUCAGCUACAGGAUACGAUGCAUCCGGAAAGAUUGAGGAUCUGGCUGUAGAGACCAAUCGUCAGUUAACUUCAAUUGCCAUAGGAUCAGCCGAAGGAUUCAAUCAAGCCGAUUCUGCUCUGGGUACAGCCACGAAAUCUGGUCGCUGGGUUCUUCUGAAAAACGUCCACUUGGCUCCAAGCUGGUUGGCACAAUUGGAAAAGAGAUUGCAUUCGAUGAAGCCUCAUGCUCAAUUCCGACUCUUCUUGACCGCUGAAAUUCAUCCAAAACUUCCAUCUUCAAUUCUCAGAGCUUCUCGUGUAGUUGUUUUCGAACCAGCAACCGGUCUGAAAGCCAACCUGCUUCGUUCUCUGUCAAGUAUUCCACCUCAGAGACUCACAAAGGCACCAACCGAACGAAGCAGAUUGUAUUUGCUUGUGUGCUGGCUUCAUGCUCUUGUUCAAGAACGACUCAGAUACACUCCACUUGGAUGGUCGACGGCUUACGAGUUCUCUGAUGCUGAUCUUCGUGUCGCAUGUGAUACUCUUGAUGCCGCUGUAGAUGCUGUUGCUCAAGGAAGACCAAAUGUUGAACCGGAACGUCUUCCAUGGACAACUCUUCGUACUCUUCUCAGUCAGUGUAUCUACGGAGGAAAGAUUGACAAUCAAUUCGAUCAAGUACUUCUUGAUUGCGUUCUCGAAAAUCUUUUUACUGCGAAGAGCUUCGAACAAGAUCAUGUGCUUAUUCCGAAAUACGAUGGAGAUGAUUCUCUUUUCACUCCGAACAUGUCGAAGAAGGAUCAGAUGAUCGGAUGGGUUGAAGAGCUGAAGAAUGAGCAGCUGCCAGCUUGGCUUGGGCUACCAAACAAUGCUGAGAAAGUUUUGCUCACGAAGAGAGGAGAAUCCAUGCUCAGAAACAUGUUGAAGGUGACAGAUGAAGAGCUGGCAUUCAAUGAAGACGGAAAGGAAGAGGUGAAACCACAAUGGAUGGCUCAACUCGGAGAACUUGCCAAACAAUGGCUUCAACUUCUCCCGAAGGAGAUUGUUAAGAUGCGUCGCACCGUCGAGAACAUCAAGGAUCCAUUGUUCAGAUUCUUCGAAAGAGAAGUCAAUCUUGGAUCACAACUCCUCAAGGAUAUUCGUCGUGAUUUGAACGAAAUUUCCGCUGUCUGCCGAGCCGAAAAGAAACAAAACAAUGAGACACGUGCACUGGCUGCCAGUCUACAGAAGGGAGAAGUUCCAACAGGAUGGAAGAGAUACACUGUUCCACGAGAAGUUACUGUGAUGGAUUGGAUGACUGAUCUCAACGAACGACUGAAACAACUGAUUCGUAUCGGAGGAGCUGAUAACUUGAAGCGUGAAACUUUCUGGCUUGGAGGAACUUUCUCACCAGAAGCCUACAUCACUGCCACUCGCCAACAAGUUGCUCAGGCCAACACUUGGUCUCUCGAACAGCUCAAUCUUCACAUUCACAUUGGACGAACUGAUAGUACAGAUGUGUUCCGUAUUUCGGGAAUUGAUAUUCGUGGAGCAAAAUCAGUCGGCGGAAAUAAACUUGAACUGUGCGAGCUUGUCAAAUCCGAAUGUGACAUUGUCGAGUUCAGUUGGAAGCAGGAUGUUGCUGAUGGAACACGUCUGCCACUGUAUCUCUAUGGUGAUCGCCGUCAACUGAUUUCACCACUCGCAUUCCAUCUUUCUUCUGCAACAGUGUUCUACCAACGAGGAGUUGCAUUGGUUGCCAACUCAACUCUCUAAUCGUCUCCGUUCCUUUAUUGUAAUUUAUUUUCUCUUUAAUUUAUGUUUAAACCCCUUCCUAAUUUAAUUUCUAGAUCGUUUCAAAUCCCAUCAUUUUUCAAUCGCUGAACUUCCCAGAUCCCAAUUUUUCUCAAUAAACCGAGUAUUUAUUU
Caenorhabditis elegans is the source of this 13864-nucleotide messenger RNA. RefSeq names its product Dynein heavy chain, cytoplasmic (gene dhc-1). Gene Ontology annotation, cellular component: cytoskeleton; cell cortex; endomembrane system. The record is from RefSeq and is marked reviewed. Gene Ontology annotation, biological process: establishment of spindle localization; organelle transport along microtubule; centrosome localization. The transcript is spliced from 15 exons. Lineage: Eukaryota; Metazoa; Nematoda; Chromadorea; Rhabditida; Rhabditidae. The coding region runs from base 6 to 13712 and encodes 4568 amino acids. Gene Ontology annotation, molecular function: dynein intermediate chain binding; dynein light intermediate chain binding; ATP binding.